Messenger RNA from Fraxinus pennsylvanica, 393 nucleotides. NCBI's taxonomy places the organism in Eukaryota, Viridiplantae, Streptophyta, Magnoliopsida, Lamiales, Oleaceae. The record is from the annotation of a GenBank genome assembly.
AUGGGGAGACCGAGGGCUGGACUUGCAGUUGAAUACAAGGCUGUCUUGACUGAACUACUUGGAAAAGCAUAUGUAAUUUAUUCCCAAAGAAUACGGAAACUUGAAGGGGAGAAGAUGGGCUUGGAAGGCACACGUUAUGACAUAUCUGACCCAUUUGGCAAUCUGAAAAGAGCAGCGGCAGGAUUAAAUUACAGCUUCCAGACUAUUCCCCACCACUUGAAUGACCAUUUCCUUGUGCCCAGUUCUAUAGAAUAUCACGAGGAUAGAGAUGGUGGUUCUUUUUACAAUGAACAUAAAGAUCGUUAUAUACAUCUAUCGAGCCCACCCAAAAUCAGUGCCUUCGGAGUUCUUGGUCAAUUCCUCUUCGACGCAUGUGUCCCAAAGAAUGUCUAA